Molecule: messenger RNA, 4671 nt
Organism: Thamnophis elegans (Western terrestrial garter snake)
Lineage: Eukaryota; Metazoa; Chordata; Lepidosauria; Squamata; Natricidae
Gene: ADGB
Product: androglobin
Biological process (GO): proteolysis
Molecular function (GO): protein binding; heme binding; oxygen binding
Source: RefSeq, a predicted model, not a curated record
AGAGGUUCUUGGCCGAGCGUCGAGCCAUGUCGAAGUUCGGCAAAAAGAAGGAGGGGGUGAAAGCCAACAACGUUCCCCAGUCAAGUCUGCCCUCGAAAGACACCUGGUUUCUUUCGGGAUCACCUUCUACUGUAAAUCCUCAAGGUACUUCACCUGAGUCAAAGAAAGGAAGAUUUCCUAUCUGGCCAGAAUGGAGUGAAGCAGACAUCAAUGUAGAAAAGUGGGAUGCUGGAAAAGGUGGAAAGGAAAAAGAUAAAUCUGGAAGAAGCCCUAUUCUACAUGUCUUUGAAGAUCCAGAAGGAAAACUCGAGCUUCCCUCUUCACUGAAAGUAGGUUUUUGGAAAAGGCCUCAAGAGAUUUUAACCAAUAAGGUUCCUGUAGUAGUCAAAAAUGAAAAUUGGUUUGAUCUUUUUUCACCAAAUGAACAUUUAAUGGGCAGUGAGUUGAUGCGAUGGAUAAUAAGUGAAAUAUAUGCAGUUUGGAAGUUGCACAAUACAACUGCUUUAAGUGUUGAAGCUAAAGCUAAUGCUAAUGAAGUACCUCCAGUACUGUGGAAGCCAUGGGAACACAUCUAUUCAUUAUGCAAAGCAAUCAAAGGUCAUAUGCCAUUGUAUAAUAGCUAUGGAAAAUAUGUGGUAAAACUCUUCUGGAUGGGAUGUUGGAGAAAGAUAAUUGUGGAUGACAGCAUACCUUUCAGUGAAGACAAUGUCAUGCUGCUUCCCACCACAACAUGUGAAAUUGAACUUUGGCCACUGAUAUUAUCCAAAGCCAUCAUUAAAUUAGCAAACAAUGAUAUAAAUGAGGUCGGAAAAAGAGAACUAGGAGAAUUUACAGUUCUUCAUGCACUUACUGGAUGGAUACCAGAAAUUAUUCCUCUCCAAUCUGGAUAUUUGGAUAAAAUUUGGGAAUUUCUAAGAGACAUUGUACCAGAAUUUAAGUUACCAGAAGAAUCAAUUCCUGAAUCCAAAUCAUCACUUGAUGCAAAAAAGGAUUUGAAAGCAUCUGAAAUAAAAAAUGAUACUAUGCCUACUGUUAAGCAACAAGAGAAACCAGAAAAAGCCGAGAAACCUGGGAAAGAAAAGCCAGAUCAAAAAGAAGUUGGAAAGAAGCGAAGCAAAGAUGGUGAAAAGGAUAAACUUAAGCCAGCUUCUCAUUCUGCACGAAUGUCUGCUGAUUAUCAAAGUUCUCUUCAGAUAUUUCUUGAUGGUUCUGCAACACCAUUGCAGCCACAGAUGGUGGUGUAUGCUUGCUACAUGCCUCUUUAUGUACCUGAAAAAAAGAUCUUCAUACUAGAGAAAAUGGCUGAUUCUUCUGAAAAGUUACGACAAUAUGGUCUUUCCCACAUCUAUAGCCAUCCUGCACUGAUAACUAGAACAAGGUCAGGUCCCUUAGUGGCCCCACCAAAACCACCAGCUGUACCUCGUUGGAAACUUAUACGCCAGAAAAAGGAAACAAUUGUGACAGAUGAACCCCAAGAAAUUGUAAUUAAAAAACCUGAACAAUUUAUUGAGCUUGCUAGUCCUUUUCUGAACUUCAGAGUUCCUGCUAUACCUAUACCAAGAGACACCCACUUUCCACCAUCCACUUUUAAAAAGGGAAAUCUUCCAGCAUCCAGCCUUCCUUGUGUCACUGAAAGUGAUGAAAGUGCAUUUGACAGUUCUGGAGAUACGAAUAUCAGUUUAGAAGAACACUCUCAGGAAUCUGGUGUAGUUCCAUCACACACUGUUGAAGGAUCCACUAAAGGUGAAUCUGCAGAAAAAGUAAGUAGUGAAGUAGCUCAGAUACCAGAAUCAGCAGAUGCUGCUUUCAACAACCAAACAGUAAAUAAAUCUCUUGAAGAAAUUGAACUUGAAAAGAACAUUAAUUCCAAGGAAAUAUGGAUGGACUAUGAAGAUUUCUGCAUUUGCUUUCAGAAUUUAUAUGUUUUCCACAAACCAAGUACCUAUGCCUAUAACUAUCAAAAGUCAGAUUUUAGGAUGGUAGAUGAUCGAGUCUUGUAUUAUAUGUGUGUGGACAGCUUGAAGCCUACUGAUAUUCUAGUUAGCUUUUCUGCAUUAGUACAUUGGGGAGAAACUGGAGCACUUGCAAAAAAAGAAAACCAAGUUGUUCCUUUGGGGUUACUCAUGGUUGAAAGUUUUUCAUGGAAAAAUUUAUCUCCAGGGCAGUUAAUCCUGAAGAUCCACACAUAUGCUACUAAAGCUGCUGUAAUAAGUCUUCCUGCUGGCCGCCACGUGUUACUUUUUACUGCAAGCUCUCCAUAGGACACAAUAUCCAAUCUGUGUAGUAUGGUGCCAUGUGUAUUUGGUGAAGAGGAUAUAGUUCUACCAAAUCUUGAAAAGGAAAGCUAUCGUUUUAUGGAACAAGCUGCUGCUAGAAUGAAAGCCAUUGGAAAUGUAAUAAUUAAUUAUGGGAAUGGAAAUCUUCCCAAAGCUAUGAAAGCCUUGGAAUUAACACAUUCCCCUGGUCUUUAUGGCACAGGAAUCGCAAGAGAACAUUCUAAGGCUUUUAAUAAUGCCUUUUGGCAUCUGAUGAAACAAAUAUUAGGCAAUGUUCCUUCCAAUUAUGAAUUUGCUUACAGAAGUUUUACACUGGAUUUUAAGCUCAGUGAUGUUUCUGUUGAAGACACUGAAUCCUCAGUGAUGCAACAGAGGUAAUAUUUUUCUUGGCAGAAUAGAGAGCCUACUCCUGAAGAAGAGGAAGCUGCAGUUAAACUGCAAGCUAUAUGGAGAGGAACCUACAUCAGGCUAUUGAUGAACAGCAGAAAACCAGGCACAAAGGACAAUGCUAGAGUCAAAGAAACACUUCAAAAGUUGUGGGCUGUAAUUGAUCCAAAUUUUGAACAAUGUUCUUUGAUGUUUUUGAGAGAUAUAUUUAAAAGUAAAUGUAAGUCAGUUGAAAAAUAUCGUUGCUAUGAAGAUGAAUGGACUAAGACAACUUUUGCUGAUUAUACUGUAACUUACGGGGAUCAACAAGCAAAUGUUUGGUUUGUAGUCUUCAGGGAAAUAUUUCAUGUUCCAGAAGACAUGAUUAUUGUACCAAAAGUUUAUUCAACAGUACCAACCUGUGUGCUGCAUGUUGUUGACAAUGACACAUUACAGGAAAUUCCUCGGGUCUUUCUCAGAGUUGCACCUUAUCUUUAUACAAAGAACAAGAAAGGAUAUACUUUCAUGGCUGAAAUUCAGACUGGUGAAUCAGCUGUGCCAGCUGGGAAAGUAAGACUUCGGCUCAUAAGUUCUUACAUUCCUCUUCCAUUUCUCUCUCGUGAAGCUGUAAACAACAUGUUUGCUGUUAAAGAAGUGAAAGACUAUUAUCUACCAAAUGAUAAGGAUAUUAUAUUCAGAUAUUUCGUAAAAGUUACAAUGCCACUUAUUGCUACUGUACAGGUACAGACCUCUAAACCGGAUACUAUAAUUAAACUACAAGUUCUGGAUUCUGAAGAAGAGAUGGCGAACUCUACUGGGAAGGGUCAUGUUAUCAUCCCUGCAUUUCAUUUCAUAUCUGCUGAAAGACCUUUAAGUAGUUUGUCAACAGCAAGUAAAGCAAGUGGUGUAGUUCAAAGCACACCCAAAAAAGAAGCUGAAGUUGUAGCCCCUAAGAAAAAAGGUACAGUAACAGCUCAGAAGACCGUUAAGACUUCGGCUAAGGCAUCACAGGAAGGUUCAGUUGUAACAGAAGAAGAAAUUCCUGCUCUUCCUACCGUUGAUGAGAAUUUGCUUCAACAGACUCACAAAUAUAUUAUACAAGCUUCCGUGUUAUACAAUAGUUGGCCACUUACUGGUCAAAUUGUAUUUGUUCAGGCUCUGAAAGAAUUAGAAAAAAAUGAAAUCAAAGCUCGUCCUGUUGAGAAACAUGAAGAGAAUAUAUCUGUCUUAAGUCCAGACAUCCACAGCAGUUUGGAAAGUCAAAAGUCUGCUGGUUCUUCUAAAACCACUAGAAAAACCAAAGAAAAAACAACUGACAAAACAGAAAAGGCACCUAAAGAGAAACCAGUAGCUGUUGCUAGACCAGAACCACAGCAAUCUGAUCCUAACAAACCCUUCUGGAUUUUGCGCCUUGUUGUUGAGCAAAAUGAGACAGAUGCAGUUGAUCUGAAGAAAGAUACUGAGAGAGCAGAUGAGAUCAAAGCUAUGAAGCAAGCUUGGGAGGCUGCGGAACCAGGGAGAGCUAUCAAGGCUGCUCAAGAACGCAUACGUUAUAGUAAUGAGUGCAUUAAAAGAAGCCUGAUGGAAGCUGAGACAGAGAAUGCGAGCCUUAAUGCAGGUUCAAGGGAAGCAGUAUUUCCUACAGUCACUGAAGCAGGCUUAGCCAUUCAGCGGAAGGAAUGGGCCCCUACAGACCUUGCACCCUAUAUUAGAAAAACACAGGCCGUGCCUAUCCUGAAGAAUGAGGCCAUUAUCCAACAGCAAGAGAUGCGUAAAACAGAGGAAAUAAAUUCUUUUAGAUAUUUUCGAGAACUGGUUCUGGAACAUAGGCAGCAAGAACGCAUGGCAAGGAAUCAGUUGAAGCAAAAUGUACUGGAAAUGUAUGAAGAUUUACAAGCAUCCUUAGAUGAGGUGACGAAGUUGGAUCUUUGGAAUCCGAGACACAUACAGAGCAAAACUACUUGAUGCUGAACGUGUAAGACUAGAAGCACUAGCAGCUGAAGAAGCCGCCCUUCGAGCAGAACAAGAG